UCUAUAGAACGUGGAGAAUUAUGUUCUAGAACGCAAGUUAAAUUCCACAACUUCACAACACAGCAAAUGUUCAUGCCAACAUUGUUAAUAUAUUGUACCUAAAAAUUCUACUUAUCUUAGUUAGAUUUAAACUUACAGAAGUUCCUAGCUAAAUUUUCGACUCAAAGCGAAGAUUUAUAAGUUACUACAUUACCUAAAAACAUGAAGCAAAAGAUUGUAGUUAAAGUACAAAUGCGGUGUGGAAAAUGCAGGAAAAAGGCGAUGAAGAUUGCUGCUAGUGCAGAAGGGGUGAUAUCAGUAGCGAUACAGGGGAACGACAAGGACGAGAUUGUUGUGAUAGGAAACCGGGUGGAUUCAGCAGGUUUAUGCACGGCGUUAAGGAGGAAAUUAGGGGAUGCAAACUUGGUGAGUGUAGAAGAAAUCAAAGAUCCAAAGCCGGAAGAAAAGAAGAAAGACGAAAAACCCGAAGAAAAGAAACCAGCAGCAGCAACUGCAGAGGAGAAAAAAGUCCAAAAGAAAUUUGAAAUUCAUCAUUGAUAAAGUGGGAGGAAAGCUAUCCUCUUGGAAGUCCAACAUGCUUUCAAAAGCCAGGAAAGCAAUUCUCAUUCUAGCCACCCUUCAAUCAAUUCCCGAAUACUACAUGCAAGUGCUCCCCUUUCCCAAAUCCAUUUGCAAAAAGUUGGACUCCAUAUGUUUAAACUUCUUAUGGGGGAGCUCAAAUGAGUCCAAAAAACUCACCUGGAUAUCUUGGGAUAAAGUUUGUCAUUCCAAGAAUGAAGGGGGUUAGGCUUUACUAAGCAUGAACAUAUCAAUACUAUCUCCCUAACAAAAUAAUGUUGGAAUCUAUACAAUAAAAAGGGAUGGGCAGCCUUGUUACUUAGGGAGAUAUAUAUUGAUAAUAAGAGAUAUUCAACCCCUUUCAAUAAAGGUUCUCUUGUUUGGAAAGGCAUAGGCAGGGGAUGGAAUCUCUUUGAGAAAAAUCUUAGUUUGGGAUGUGGGAACGGGGAGAGACAUUAACAUCUGGAAUGACAGAUGGCUUUUGCAUCAGUCCCUCAGACAGAUGCAAAUACAUCCCAUCCCCUCAAACCGUUUGCCCCUGAACCUUGUUGACUGUUAUUCUCUCUCAAAAUCUAUCAGAGCUGGAGCAGCUUAUCUUAUUCGAGAUUACUGACUCCUUUUUUUGAGCUGUUCAAUUCAGUUUCAAUCACUAACCAUCCUGAUAAUGCUUACUCAUGCUGGAGUUAUAAGGGUAAAUUCCAGGCUUCCAAAGCAAGAUUAGAGCUCACAAAUAGCACCACAAACUGACACCCCUUGUUCGAUUGGGGGAAAAUAUGGAAACUUUAAAUUCACCUCAAAAUAAAAAUGUUCUUAUGGCAGCUUGCUUGGGACAGAACACCUAAUAACCUUAACCUGCACAAAAGAAUUCCCAACCACCAUCCUUUUCUGCUCCUUCUGUCCUUCUCAGGAAGAAUCAAACUUCCACCUUUUCCAUUCUUGUACUCGAGCUAAAGAAAUAUGGAAUUUGAUCCCUCCUCCUUCACCUCUUCAAACUGCAACUUCAUGGCAAGAUUGGCUUCAGGAAAAUCUUUGCAUCUCUUCUCCUAUUCACAAUGGAAUCCCUUGGAAUUUCCUUUUCUCUUUUACCCUAUGGCAUAUUUGGCUCAGAAAAAACGCAUGGAUUUUUAACAAAAAAACAACAACAAUCACACAAAUCAUCCACCAGUGCAUAUGGGUUGCUUUUGAGUGCCAUUUCUCAAUUGCCAACUCGAAAAGUCUAAAGCCCUGCUCUCCUACCUGGUCUCCUCCCCCUUUUCCCUCCCUUAAAGUUAAUUGUGAUUCUUCCUUCAUUGAGUCAAAUAAGCAAGUAGGUGUAAGCGCAAUCUGCAGAAAUCACUUGGGUGAUUGGAUAGAAGGGAUCACAUGGAAAAGCUAUUGUCCUACCAGCCACGAUGUUGAGCUUAAUGCUAUAUACCAAAGUCUGCUUUGGGUUAAAGACAGAGGCUGGGAGAAAGUUACUAUUUAUUUAGAUUCUAAACGAGCGGUUGAAGAAAUUAAUUCUAACUAGACUCUUGCAAAUUCAUUUGUUUUGAUUACAAAUUACAGGGCCCUGGUAAGGGAGCUCCACCCUUUGGAAUUGCACUUUGAAGGGUGAGAAGCAAACUCAGUAGUUAACUUAGUGGCGAAAGAUGCGAGGAUGAACCUGGAGAUUAUGAACCAAACUUGUUUUUUGUAUAAUCCACCUCCCUAUGGUAGCUUUUGAUAAAGAGCGUAGCUCAGAACAUGUUAACCAAACUUUUAAUUUGGCUGGUGAUGUCCCAGCGUUGAAUAUUGGUGUUGUAACAAACCUUAACUUAAGUAAUUAAUCCUCGCCUUUCGUAAAAAAAAUGGUAUGGAAAAAAAAUAUGCUACUUAAAUCACAUGUUAGAAAAUAAUUCACUCGAGGGAGGAAAUGAGAAAAAUCACUCAAACGAGUCACAAGAGGUUUGAACUCUUAACCUUAACACUAGUAGAAAAAACGCUAUUUGUAACUAACAAAAACGGGCUUUUU
This is a messenger RNA of Chenopodium quinoa (quinoa), 2548 nucleotides long. RefSeq names its product heavy metal-associated isoprenylated plant protein 47-like. Bases 202 to 537 code for a protein of 111 amino acids. The transcript is spliced from 3 exons. NCBI's taxonomy places the organism in Eukaryota, Viridiplantae, Streptophyta, Magnoliopsida, Caryophyllales, Amaranthaceae. Gene Ontology annotation, molecular function: metal ion binding. The record is from RefSeq and is a predicted model, not a curated record.